UGAGGGCGGCUCAUGCUUCACAAUUCACAUAUUCCACUUAUGUAUUGGACUCCUCUCCUUCUUCGGUCAAUGCAUCAAGGUGGCAACCACAAUCUCGAUCUGAAUUAGGGGAUGUCUCCUCCUUCACUUGGAAAUGGUUCCAAGGAGAAUGAGGGAUGCCUUCAGUUUCACUUUGACUCAUACAAUGUGCAAAAUGGAAGGGGUUCUAGGAUGGGGAACCAUGCACAUGCAACAUUAUCUAAUUCACCUUUCAAAGGACUAGUAAUGACGUCAGAGCGCCCCCCUUAUGGAAUGGUGUCUAUCCUAAUUUCAUUCCCAAUAAGCUUUAAAUGAAGCACUGAAGAAGGAAGAUGAAAGGCUCAAGAUUGCAACCGGAGAAGUAAUGACACGUGCUGGGGAAAAGCUCUAAAAAAGUGGGAUAAAAGGCCAUGGCUUCUGCGUGUACAUUGUGCUGUAAUGGAGAGGAGAGAAUUCCUUAUCAAAUACAAUGGAUAAGCUAAACAUAAAUCCUUUGAAAGAGACAGAAUUGAUCAUUUAUGGGGCUGAAUUCUACAAUGGCAACAAGACAUUUGUGUAUGGUGAUCUUUACCGGUGUAAUGUGGAAAAGCAGGAAUGGAAGUUAAUUACAAGCCCUAAUAGUCCACCUCCUUGUAGUGCUCAUCAAGCAGUUGCUUGGAAGAAUAAUCUCUAUAUCUUUGGUGGUGAGUUUACAUCCCCAAAUCAAGAGUGGUUCCAUCACUACAAGGACUUUUGGACGUUGGACCUGAAAACAAACCAAUGGGAACAGAUAAAUCUAAAAGGUUGCCCUAGUCCACGCUCAGGUCAUCGAAUGGUUUUAUACAAGCACAAGAUUAUCGUUUUCGGUGGAUUCUAUGACACUCUUAGAGAAGUGAGGUAUUAUAACGAUUUGUAUGUAUUUGACUUGGAUCAGUACAAGUGGCAAGAAGUAAAGCCUAGUCCUGGAUCCAUGUGGCCAAGUGCUCGUAGUUGUUUUCAGUUUUUUGUUAACCAAGAUGAGAUUUUCUUAUAUGGUGGCUAUUCCAAAGAAGUUUCAUCUGAUAAGAGCAGCUCUGAGAAAGGAAUUGUUCAUUCAGACAUGUGGUCACUUGAUCCUACAACUUGGGAAUGGAACAAGGUUAAGAAAAGUGGGAUGCCUCCUGGGUCUUGUGCUGGCUUUACCAUGUGUAUUCAUAAGAGGCGGGCCUUGCUAUUCGGUGGUGUGGUGGAUAUGGAAGUUCAAGGUGAUGUUAUAAUGAGCUUGUUUCUGAAUGAUCUUUAUGGCUUCCAGAUAGACAGCUGUCGGUGGUAUCCAUUGGAGCUAGGAAAGGAGAAGUCAACGAAAGAUAAGGCAUCGGAAUCUGAAUGGGUGGAAGCUGAGGAUGAAGAUGAUAGUGAAGAUGAUGAUGAGGAUGGCAACAGUGACAAGACUACUGAUGAUGAUGUUGAUGAUGUGGAGGUGCAUCAAAUUUUCCUCAUUCAGCAAAAGAUAGUUGUGUUGUUUUUGUAGUUUAGGCAUGCACCCUCUUUAACUUGUUAGCAGCAAGAUUGAACCCUUAGUUUUUCACUUCCCUUGCUCGAAAUUUCAAUAUUUGAAAACUUGUUUCCUGUUUUCUCCUUCCUUAUCUUCUUAAAACACAAAUUUUGAGUAUCCCUAAUUUCAUACUAAA
Molecule: messenger RNA, 1667 nt
Organism: Quercus robur (English oak)
Lineage: Eukaryota; Viridiplantae; Streptophyta; Magnoliopsida; Fagales; Fagaceae
Exons: 15
Coding region: 488-1507 (339 amino acids)
Molecular function (GO): protein binding
Source: RefSeq, a predicted model, not a curated record